Molecule: messenger RNA, 3061 nt
Organism: Ostrea edulis (European flat oyster)
Lineage: Eukaryota; Metazoa; Mollusca; Bivalvia; Ostreida; Ostreidae
Product: fibroleukin-like
Exons: 4
Coding region: 268-621 (117 amino acids)
Source: RefSeq, a predicted model, not a curated record
GGAGACUGUGAUUGUGUUUCUCUCUCUACUUCUGAAUCCGGGGAGUACACUUUGAAUAUUCAGGGCACGCUUGUCAGAGUCUUAUGUUUAUUCAAAUUAGGACAAGCCUGGACGGUUAUACAGCGACGUGUGAAUGGAGACGUGGACUUUUACAGAAAUUGGAGGGAGUAUGCCGAAGGGUUUGGAUGUAUAAGCAGCAGCCUGUGGAUCGGAAAUGAUAUCAUUCACGCUUUAACAUCCACGGGCCACAACCACCUUCGACUAGAAAUGGUGGACGAGAAUGACAUCGAGUAUUAUAUCGAAUACACAUACUUCGCUAUUGACGAAGAGACGGACAAAUACCGGAUGCAUAUAAGUAACGUUGGAGCUGUUGGAAAUGCAUCGGACACCUUUUCGGGUAACUGCGCCACCUAUUGCCAUGACAACAUGAAGUUUACCACAUACGACAUGGAUAACGACGAGAAAUCCAGUGCGUCGUGUGCAGUGAAAUACAGAAGUGCUUGGUGGUAUCAAAAUUGCUUCUAUCUCAACCUCAACGGCGACUACACGGAGAGAACCCUGAUGUGGUGGAAAUCUGGACGGAAAAUCCUCAGUAAGGCUCAAAUGCUGCUACGGAAGUAACUCGUGUGAACACAUUUUAAGUGGUCAAAGAAAACCUUUAGUAAGACCGAAAUACUAUUUCAGGAGUAACACGUGAAAGGGCGAAGAUAACGAACAAAGAUGAAAUCACAGGCACCAAUGCAUAUCCAUGUAGGGUGCUCUAUACUAUAUUCAUCAAGAUUCAUACUCACGUCGUUCUCAUUCAUGAGGAAAUGGCUAUCAUUUCAAUUGGUAAAGAUAUCGAAGGCAAAAACAUUGGAAAUGUAAAUAUUUGCAUGCAUCAGAGGGCGAAAUCAAUAUUAGAAUUUGAUUUCCAUGUAAAGUUGUAUCUUUGUAAAUAUUUCUUCAAAUGACGUGCCCAUGAUGUGUAUCAUGUUUUGUAAUUGUUUGAUUAUUGUGCCAUGUUGAUAAAUUAUUCCCCCCUCCCCCAAUAUUCACACAUUAGAGUUUUGAUAUCACGGUACGAAACAGUAUCUACCCUAAUUAGUAACUCAAAACUAUUAGUUACACAGUUAGCUAGUGACCUGAUACGGAAAUAUUUUUUUUUUUGGUCACGGCUGCAAGUCGAACCCGACAAUAAAUACAAUUACUCUCCCAAUACGGAUUUUACUCGCAUAAGAUGGUAUUUUUCAAUGCGUCAUGUGACCAAGAUCUGACCAAUUAGAUUUCAACAAUUUUGUCUGAGGCGUGAUAAUCAUUUAUAUGCACUCCAAAAAUUCUAAUUAAAAGUACCUCGUGUACAUACCCUGACAUGGAGCUUAGCCAGAGAAUCGCAGAAUUUUUCCCAAAUCAAUAACAUUAAAAGCUAUACCUCUUCAACACUAUACACGACCAUUCCUCACGAUAAAUUAAAAAAACUAGACUUUUUGAUAUCAUAGAAAAACCUGGACUUGAUAUGAGAACGUUUAGUAACUAUAGGCCAGUAUCAAAUAUCCCAUUCAUCAACAAGGUCAUCGAGCGUGUUGUUGCACAGCAGCUUAAUAGCCAUCUCACCAGAAAUGGUCUACAUGAUGAUCUGCAGUCAGCUUCUAAGACCGGUACCAGCACUGAGACAGCCAUGCUACGAAUAAAAGCAGACGUAGAAGCAGUACUGGAUGAAGGUGACGCUAUGCUCCUGGUCCUUCUUGACCUAAGUGCGGCAUUUAAUACCAUCGAUCAUACCCUCUUGUUAGAGAUACUAACGUGUGGAGGCUGGAUUGACGGACACAGCACUCCGUUGGGUACAGUCUUACUUGAAUGGCCGCAUACAUGCGGUGAAGAUCAACACCAGUGUGUCCUCAGAUGUACCACCGUCCACCGGAGUGCCCCAAGGGUCCGUUCCCGGCCCCCUUCUAUUCCUGGUGUACCUUCUCCCACUCAGGAGAGUUAUUAACCAAUAUACCACAAACCGUCAUGGGUUCGCAGAUGACACUCACCUUUACAGCCAUUUGAGUGUAAAAAAAACACACUGUAAAACGAAUCUAUCAAGUCAACAUUAUUGAGGAAUGCAUAACAAGUGUCCGAACCUGGAUGACUGUGAACAAACUUAAACUAAAUGAUAGAAAAACUGAGAUUAUGGUGGUUGCUAGUACCCACAACCAGUGCCUUGUAAAGGAUAUCCGUCUGAAGAUUGGUGAGGCAAUAUUGACACAUAAGACUACUAUUAAAAACAUCGUUACUGUCCUGGACGCCUCCUUAUCAAUGGAAAUACAAUUCAACUCCGUGGUAAGGAAGAUGUACUUCAACAUCAGGAGAAUAUCCAAGGUGAAACACCAUCUCAACCAGGAAACGUAUGCGAAGGUCAACAAUGCAACAGUCAUAUCACACCCUGACUAUCAGAAUGCCCUCCUGCUUGGCAUGACCGAUCGCCCCAUGUACCGACAACAAGUGGCUCUGAACAACACUGCAUGUUGUCUCACAAGAACGUGCUACAUACAACAUAUUUCGCCGAUACUUCAACAACUACACUGGCUUCCGGUAAAUCAACUUGUUGUGUUUAAAGUGCUGACAACCAUACAUAAAUAACCACAAUCUUUCUCAGCACCAGCAUACAUGAGAGAGUUUUGUCCUGUUUAUCAGCCACAUAGGACCUUGAGAUCAGCAUCCGACCAAUGGAAAUUGGUAGUGAAGAAGUCAUCAAACAAAUACGGUACAGGAGCCAUAAAAUCACUAGGUGCACAAUUGUGGAAUAAACUGCCACUGGAACUUUGAGAGCUUGAAGCACAUGGAACAUUCCGUAAGAACAUAAAAACACCCUUGUUCAAGCGUGAAUAUGCCCUGUGAAUGUAGAAUUCAGUGUAGUAUCAAGGAUUCCAUGUGCAAACUGAAUUUUGAUCCAGCAUACGAAUACCUGUAUGCCAAUUUUAUCUUGUCAACUCAAAGUCAACCACUUCGUCAUUUUACUACCAUGUUUUAUUUUAAUUCUUUCUAUUGUUUUAUCAUUUUCUUCAUAGCUCUUACAGGUCUUUUAUUAGAAUGCAAG